AUGCGACCAAAGAACCAGCUCGGUUGGAAAUCUGUUGGUUUGAAAGUGAUUCUGUCUGCGGUGACAUCAGAGAAACAUGGUGACUCAGCCACUAACCGCUGCUGUCUCAGGCUGGAGAGGUACAUGGUGAGAAAGGCGGUUACCUCACAUGUCAAGUGGAAGCAGGGGCUUUGUGUAUAUGUGGGUGUGUGGAAUAAUAGCAUGUGACACGUCCCUUGCAGACUGUCUACAGUAUUAUUAGUAUAAUUGGUCUGUUGCUUUGCCCUUCAUUUUCCUACUUUUGGUUGCUGUUAGUGAGAGCUGUGCAGAGAAUUGGUGGCCUCACUCACAUUAUUAAAAAUACUGACAGUAUUGGGUUUUGGCCUGAUUGUGUCCACUGUGAGACAAUCAUUAUGACAUCCAUUUAGUGUUUUGUUAGCUUUUUGAACCAAGCAGCUUUAUUGACAGCCUCAGCUGGAUAGGACAUGUCGUAGCUGAUUGAGAGAGACAAAGCAACCCGAGGUUCUUUGAAAUUCAAUCGAUGCACACCAACAUUAGUCCAGCAGCAGGUCCUCAAAAAAGGGCUUAGUUUUUGAGAUACCCCUACCCGAGUUGGAACCAACCACAACCAUGUUUUUUCUUGUCUUUGGUGUCUCCCAUUAAUUAAAUGGAUUGUUGUGAAAUUUUAUUUUGGGGCAAAAUGUUUUUUUUUGUUUGUUUGUUUGUUUGUUUUUUUGGCUGUUCUUUACACCUACCCAAUCUCUGAAAAGUGAAAAUCCAAAUGGGGCAGAUGUGCCAAAAAAAGCCAAUAACUUGACAAUUCUCACUCUUUUUUUCAUUGAAUUUGCUGAGGUAUUAACUAGGUGUCACCAAAAAGUCAGAAAGUAAUUUACCUAAAUAAAUAGUGAAAUAUAAUCCUUUAUACCUACCUUUAGUUUAGGCAGAUAUUGUACUUUUGUGGUGAGGUCUCCUUUACUUUCCCUGAUUUACCAAAAAAAGCAUACAUUUUUGUCAAAUAAGCUGUUUCUGCAUUGCCUAAGAUGCUAUUAAACAAUAACUAGUAGUUGUGUGGAGACAACUAUUACAGCUUAUUGCAAAUUAGACUUCUUGAGACAAAGACCUUCUCUGGAAUCGUUAAACAUUAUUUUCAUGUUGGCAUAACACUUUACUUUUUGAUAAAAUAAAAAGUCAAAUUCCUUCUGAGUUGGCAUUGCUUAACCCUCCCUGAAUAUCCAUUGUUGUGUUUUGGGAGUAUGUAUCCUUAUUGUGGCAAUUAAUUAUGAAAGCAGAACUAUACUCAGUAACACAUUGCUGUGUGUGGCAAGGGCAAUAUAAAGUCCUGUCAUUCAUUAAUAGAAAAAUCAUUGUCAUUAUUUUUUUUUUAAUUCAGUAGCAAGAACUUUAUAUACACCCAAACAAACCAAAUGUGCAUAAAUUCAUUAAUUCAGCUGAGAAUCAGAGGCCUCUAAAUACAGAAAAGCAUUAAAUGGAGUCCUGUUAAUUAAAGAAGUAAAUUGAAGUCAAUUAAGUUCAUCCAAUGGGAGCAGGGGAAGAACCGCACAGGGGCAGGGGGAAAAAUAUGCACUGUGCCACAAAUGGAGGGACUCCCCAAUCAAAUGCCCCAAAAUAAAAUUUCACAACAAUCCAUUUCAUUAAUGGGAGACCCUAAAGAUAUGAAAAAACAUGGUUGUGGUUGGUUCUAAUUCGAGUAGGGGUGUCCCUGAGGGCCUCUGCUGCGAGAGUAUAAGAUGAUCUUUACUCUUUAAAUUGCUUUAUAUAUUUCUUUCAGCCCGGAUUCAUCUGUGAGGAGUAUAUACAGUAUUUACUUACAGCCAACUGCCAUUUAUCACAUUUGGCAUCGCCAGUUGACUCCCAUCAGCCUGUAGAGAGGAGUCACCUCACUGACCAAAGCAUGAUGAUGAAAAAGAUGCCUUUUUCUCAAAAAACCUACAACCUGGUUAUUUACCAAAGUGCUUAUCCAGGUAGUUCUGUGUUCCCUGAAACAAACUCAAAGACGAAUGACUCAGCUAGAUUUGUCUGUGGAAAUGUGUAAAUCAGUUCACCUGAAAUCAACCCCACACAGUCAGGCUUCAGUGUUAAAUGACCUAAUUUCUGUGUUUUUAUUUCAUCAGCAGAUUAAAUGUCACAGCUGGCAGAGCCCCUCAGUGUGCUGUAAACCCUCUUAUAAGAAUAAUACAAGGUAAAUAUUGGGGUUAAAAAAAUACUUUACAAUACAAUUUUAAAUCACCAAUCAGUGACUGUUUGUUUUGGUUUGAUAUACAGUUAAAAAGAUGUGUUAUCAUUCAAAAAAGAUGACUGUGGUAUCGACCUUGUGAGGACUGAUGUUGAUAUGUCAAAAAUAAGAGAGAGAGAGAAGUGGAGAAGGAGUGAGAGAGAUCCAAAGACCGUGAGAUCGACGGAUCAGGAGAUCCAGUGAUCCAGAGAUCGAUAGAUAGAGAGAUUGAGAGAUCCAAAGAUUGAUAGAUAGAGAGAUCCAGAAAUCAAAAGAAUUAUUUCAUUUGUAAAAGUCUGAACAGACACAGUUGUCUUAUUUGAGUGUAAUGGAAAUUGAAGCUGAGAGCAUGGAGGAAAACACCUAGACGUUACCUCCAGCCAAACAUGUCCACCUAAAGAUGUGGACAUCUUAAAUCUUUAAUAACAGGAUACCCUGAGCAUGGACAGCAGCUCCACAUGCACCUUUGUGUGAUCUUCUGCAGAGUCAGACAUCUCUAAGAGGACCACAUUUGACAUAGGACCAGAGGAGAGCAGGAGUCUGUCCUCCACCAGCUCAGAUGUAGAGGAGGUGAGUAAAGAGACGGUCAGGACUCUGAGCCUGCAGUACAAACUAAGUUACUAAAUUAUCAAGAAACUGUUUGAUACACAGGAUAGGAAAGAACUUACAAGAUCAUUUUUAAGGGUUGACACAAUUUAACAAGAAAAUUUAACAUCUGGGCAAGAUAAUGAAUCAUUUUGCAGGGAAAGAGUUUUUUAUUUUUAAGAUUUAGAGCAGUCAUUACUUCUGUUUAUCAAUUGUUUGACAAAAACUCGUUUUUUACAUCAGUUAAGUCUAAAUUCAUAAUUUAUUUCUUCACUGAUUUCACUGUUGUACCCUCUCUAGACAGAUGGUUUUAAAAUGACUUCUUAUCUUAGCUCCAGUUUUACAGCUUUUGUUUGUUUGUUUCUCCUCCAAAUGUCUUAUUUGACCAUAACAGAUAAUAAACCAGAGAGCAUGGAAGAAACCCCCAUCCCUCCUGAGUUCCCAGUAAACCUGGCAGAGGUUAUAUAAAUAACCUCACUGUGUCUACGUUUUUUGAAGAUCCUGAUGAGCUUCUGGAGAGUGAUGAUCUGUUGGAGGGCCAAGACAUUACCUCCAGCCAAACAUGUCCACCUAAAGAUGUGGACAUCUUAAACCUUCCACAACAGGAUUUCCUGAGCAAAGCCAGCAUCUCCACAUGCACCUCUGUGUGGUCUCCUGCAGAGUCAGACAUCUCUGACCACAUUUGGCAUCAGACCAGAGGAAAGCAGGAGUCUGUCCUUCAUCAGCUCUGACGUAGAGGAGGUGAGUGAAGAGGCUGUCCCUCCAAACUUAAUUAAUCUCCAAUCAUCUUUGAUGGGCAUAUUUAUUUCCAUACAUUUAGAUGAACUUUGGAUUCAAAAAGAUGUCAGGUAAAGCUCACAGUCCUCUCAUGUUUGUGUUUCUUCUCCAGAAGUUUGAUUGCAGUCACAUGGACGAAGAAGAAAGAGAACUGAUGAACUGUGACGAUCUUCUUGAGGAUGAAGACUUCUUCCACAGUUCUUCACCAGCAGAUGAGACAGAGUCAAACAGUUGGACUUAGGGCUCCCUCAGGUUGGGACUGCAGCUCCACAUGUGCCAAUAGAGUUGGCUAUUAAUCCCGUGAGAGCAAAAACCAAACAGAUGAAUCUGUGAAGGUCCUCAAGAUAGAGGUGAAGAGCUGUCUCCCAGGACCCUCAGACAAUAAAGAUGGGGAUUCAUCCCCCUUGGAAGAAACAUGCAGAAGAGGAAACAGUAUCCUCUGAUGUCCCUGCUCCUGCUGCCUCUAAGACAUUUUUUUAAAUUGAAGUUCAGAGGUCGUCUGAGGAGAAACAUUUCUGAUAAAAAUGAGAAGGAGACAGAAAAAAGAGGUUCCUACAGUGGAUCAGAAGGAAGAGAGUCCAGCCAACCCCCCUCAAAAAUGUGAAUGAGGUCCAGUCUGACAGCAGCGCUGGAGAGAACAAAAAGACUCUUACCUCCAGUGAAGACGACCCCGUGGCCAGUUCUCCUCAGCUGGAGGACAAUGAAACAUUUUUGCCGUGUCAAAGCAAAAUUUCCCAAAAUAUCACGAAAGUCAAGGUCCAAGAUCUCUGUGGACCACAUUGAGCCAGAACUCGAGGGUCCAGAAAACAACCAAAGUGCUGAACCAAAAUCCAAGAAGAGCAAGCGGCUCAGGAAAUUCCUCAGCAAUACAUUCUCAAAGGUAAGGAUGGAUUUACUUGUGAAUUGUUAGGUGGUUCAUGAAGGAAAUAUGCUGCAGUGGUCCAGACCUGAUGUUUUUGGACAUUUGGAGUUGAUAUUUCUGGACUAAUUGUUUGUCAUUUUUACAUAAAGAUUGAGAAGAAGCUGAGGACAGAGGAGAAAGAGGAGAAGAAGGAGGAGAAGGAGGAGAAGGAGAAGGCUUCAGCUGACAGUGAUGUUGGCUCACCUCCAUUCUGGGUUCGGCUGGUCUGCGGCCGUCAAGUCAGACGCUUACACCCAGAACUUUAA
This is a messenger RNA of Xyrichtys novacula (pearly razorfish), 4741 nucleotides long. Lineage: Eukaryota; Metazoa; Chordata; Actinopteri; Labriformes; Labridae. The record is from the annotation of a GenBank genome assembly.